Messenger RNA from Ornithodoros turicata, 1275 nucleotides. Its product is annotated as isocitrate dehydrogenase [NAD] subunit gamma, mitochondrial-like. Gene Ontology annotation, biological process: isocitrate metabolic process; tricarboxylic acid cycle. Bases 112 to 1224 code for a protein of 370 amino acids. The transcript has a single exon. The record is from RefSeq and is a predicted model, not a curated record. Gene Ontology annotation, cellular component: mitochondrion. Lineage: Eukaryota; Metazoa; Arthropoda; Arachnida; Ixodida; Argasidae.
UUACACAGGCCCGUGCAGCGCGUUCAGCGUCUCUGAAAUACGACGACGAGGAAGCCCAACGUAAUUUCUCUAGUGCAUUCCAUCGAACCAUCGUGAACUGAACGCCUGCCAAUGGCUUUUGCGUCCCGAGCGCUACCGCAGCGCUGGAAUAGCCUGCGCUGCGCUUACACACAGCAGCGCAGAACAACGUACAGCAAGUACGGCGGCCGUUUCUUCGUCACUAUGCUCCCAGGCCACGGCAUCGGACCCGAAAUGAUGAAUCACGUCGAAGCCGUUUUCGCCGCGGCGAAAGUUCCCGUGGACUUCGAGAAGAUAUACAUCAACCCCAAGGCAGCCGAUCCGGUCAACAUGGCGCACGCAAUUUCUUCCAUCCGGCGGAACGGAGUUGGUCUUAAGGGCAACAUCGAGACCCCAUUUGACAGACCCGACCUCGAACCCAGAAACCUGAUCCUUAGGAACGAGUUAGACCUCUACGUCAACGUCGUGCACUGUCGAAGCCAACCUGGGGUGCAGACGCGCCACAAAAACAUCGAUGUCGUUAUCAUCCGACAGAAUACGGAAGGAGAGUACAGUUGCUUGGAACACGCUGUUCAUGUCGAAAAGGGCGAGAUGGUCGAGUGCUUGAAAGUCAUAACGAGAAAGCGCUCCGAACAGAUCGCACAUUAUGCCUUCCACUACGCCACAACCCACAAGAAAAGAAAGUUAACGGUGAUUCACAAAGCUAACAUCAUGAAGCUCUCGGACGGCCUGUUCCUGCAAUGUUGUCGAGAGAUAUCGAAGGCAUAUCCAACAAUCGAGCUUGAGGAUAUGAUAAUCGAUAACUGUUGCAUGCAAAUAGUGUCGGAUCCAAAUCAGUUCGACGUCCUCCUUGUACCUAACCUCUACGGGAACAUCGUCGUCAAUGUCUUUUGCGGUCUGGUCGGUGGUCCCGGUAUCACGUCCGGAAGGAACUACGGUAACGAGUACGCCGUUUUUGAAACUGCAACUCGAAACACUGGAACCCGACUCGCUGGAAAGAACGCCGCGAACCCGGUGGCGACCCUGUUCGCAUCCGUCGAUAUGCUCAAGCACCUGGGUCUGCGGGAUCAUGCGUUCAAGAUCAAGACGGCUGUCGAAGGGGCUCUGGCCGAAAAGAAACUCCAUACGCAGGAUCUUGGAGGAAUGGCCAAGACAACGGAUGUUGUUCAGCGUAUUAUCCAGGAACUGGAGAAGGACACUCGAUGAACUGUUGUGAUGUGCUGUGGCAGAAAUAAAGUGCAGUGUCGCGUCCUGUCA